Molecule: messenger RNA, 1569 nt
Organism: Choloepus didactylus (southern two-toed sloth)
Lineage: Eukaryota; Metazoa; Chordata; Mammalia; Pilosa; Megalonychidae
Gene: CIDEB
Product: cell death inducing DFFA like effector b
Exons: 6
Coding region: 467-1120 (217 amino acids)
Biological process (GO): regulation of apoptotic process; apoptotic process
Source: RefSeq, a predicted model, not a curated record
GAGCGCGCACACGUAGUACACCGCCUUGCAGCCCGCCUGGCCUAGGGGCCAGGCCCGCCCCGCCAGGAAGGCCACGAAGACCGGCGUGAGCAGCAGCACCGCGCCGUCGGCCAGCGCCAGGUGCAGCACGAGCGUGGCAGCCAGCGGUCGCCCCCGCGCAGGCCGCCAGCCCGCCAAGCUCCAUACUACGAAGCCGUUGCCUGGCAGACCCAGCAGCGCCGCCAGCAGCAGGAAGGCCGUGCCUGUGGCCCGCGAGGACUGCGAGCUCAGCAGUGUCUCGUUCCCUGGGGGACGGUAGCAGACCGGCAUCCUUCUGCCCUGUAAGGGGCUGGAAAAGGCCAUAGAGUGCAUUCAGGGGUGAGGCAAAAGCCCUAGUUACCCCUGAUGCCAGCCCAGCACGGCAGAGAACAACCCAGCCCUGAACACAAACUGGGAGAGGCAACCUCCCCUACUCCUUCCUUCCACCAUGGAAUACCUCUCUGCUCUGAAACCCAACAGCCUGCUCAGGUCAGUAUCCAGUGUGAGCUCCGAGUUUGGCCGAAGGGUCUGGACCUCAGCUCCACUACGCCAGCGACCUUUCCGUGUCUGUGAUCACAAGCGGACCACCCGGAAAGGUCUGACAGCUGCCACCUGCCAGGAACUGCUAGACAAGGCAUUGAAGGCCCUGCUGCUGAGGGGAGUGCUAACACUGGUUCUAGAAGAGGACGGGACUGCUGUGGAGAGUGAGGACUUCUUCCAGAUAUUGGAGGAUGACACCUGCCUGAUGGUGCUGGAGUCAGGGCAGAGCUGGAGCCCCAUCAAGAGUGGGGUGCUGUUAUAUGGCCUGGGCCGGGAGAAGCCCAAGCACAGCAAGGACAUCGCCCGCAUCACGUUCGACAUAUACAAGCAAAACCCCCGAGACCUCUUUGGCAGCCUGAACAUCAAAGCCACAUUCUACGGGCUUUACUCCAUGACCUGUGACUUUCAAGGACUUGGCCCAAAGAAAAUACUCAGGGAGCUCCUACGGUGGACCUCCAUGCUGCUGCAAGGCCUGGGUCAUAUGUUGCUGGGGAUCUCCUCUACUCUGCGCCAUGUAGUGGAGGGGGCUGAGCAAUGGCAGAGACGCCUCCAUCCAUACUGAACAGGGCUGUGAGCUUCUGCCCCAGGCUUCUUCAAAGAGACAAACACUGAGGGCUGUGACAGCAUCAGGUUUCUGGACCUGGGCAGACAGUGCAGGCUAGAUAAUUCACCUGAUUUCCCCACUGUCCUCAGAACCCAUUGUUACAGGAGCCAUCAGCAUAAUGCCUACACCCCCAACCCCCAUCCUUUCCUGAAGAAUACUGUCCCAUCCCAGCUGUCUUUCUAGCCUCCCGCUUACCCUGAAAGGUCACAGGCAUGCCCCUAGACAUCUUGACCCCACCCUGAAAUUGCUGCUACAUCUAGAUUCCUUUCCAACAACUCCUGUCCCUAGGCUCCCCAGCAAAUGGAAGACAGCUCCCUCUAACUUUACCCUGAGAGCUCUAUUUCUUCAUACUUUUCCCAAUAUAAACAAACAUUUCCAAUAAAAAUAUAUAAAAUGUUUACCAGUAA